Molecule: messenger RNA, 3781 nt
Organism: Brassica napus (rape)
Lineage: Eukaryota; Viridiplantae; Streptophyta; Magnoliopsida; Brassicales; Brassicaceae
Product: F-box/kelch-repeat protein At3g16740-like
Exons: 3
Coding region: 2570-3781 (403 amino acids)
Molecular function (GO): protein binding
Source: RefSeq, a predicted model, not a curated record
AGCGAGACUAGAGCGAGACUAGAGUGAGAGAGAAGAAAUUUACAAAAUGAAUCUAGAGAAUAGCCAGAUAGCAGAGAACAACCGGAUGAGCGGGAUAAGGAAUCUUCAGACGAACCACCGCAACCACCCGGACGUUGGGAAUAUCAUCCGGCGCUCUGAGGACAACUGGCUCAGUGCUAGCGAUGUUUACAGUAUUCUCAGUCAUCGGGAGAGUUUGACGGUUUCCACCAACCAAAAUCCCCGACGUGGGGUCGAAGGGCUUUAUCUCUUCUACUGCCACCGGUUUUUAAACUACAGGAACGGCUUCGUAGGGACGCGUCGAUUUACUCGCAGACAUGGCGAGCACACUAUCAGAGUUACCGAGUCUCGACCCCUUCGUCCUGUUGCUCCCACUUAUAGCCGCAGGUUACACCGGUGCUACCCUAGUUUCGGCAGGUUUGUCCUCGUGCACUACCGCAUUGUGUAGGUGUUGAUCUCAUCUCAUCUUCCUCGUCUAUCCUACCAUAUUUGAGUGACUAUAUCGAACUUAUGAUAAACCUAGAUCAAUGUUAAUCUGUCUUAAUAAAAAUGUUAUUGUAUCUAUGGGUUACUAUUAUGGACUUAUCAUAAACAACAUUCUCACGUUAUUGUAUCUUUGGGUUACUAUUAUGGACUUAUCAUAAACAUUCUCGUUACGUUAUUAUAUAUUAAACUUCUAUCUUAAUCAUAUUAUGUUUGGCUAAUGUAAAGCAUGCAAAUUUCAUCAAAAAAAAAAUCACUUUAAUCCCCAAAAUGAUCCGUCGAUGCAUAUAAUAAUAACUAAGAAAUAUAGUUGAGACAAGGUCAGGGCAUUUGGUUGGAUCAAAUCCGAAUUGGUUCCUAUCAGGUUUGGGUUUUUCGAGUCAUGCACAUUUGAACUCAAUUAGGUAUUUAAAAUUUUUUGAUUCGGGUUUGAAUUGUUUUUUGUGGGUUUAAGUCGGUUCAGUCCAUACUAAAAUGCCUAUUAUUUGCCUCUGAGAUCUCAACAUGGGUUUAAUUUGUUUUUUUGUGGGUUUAAGUCGGUUCACCCACUGCACUAUUUCAAAUUACUUUAGUUCCUAGGUACCUAUGAAACACUUAGAUGAUAAAAACUUUGUGUACAAGAUUGAGAUUAUUUUGGUCAUUUCUUACCUGGACCGUUGGAAGAUAUCACGUAAAAUACCUGCUGCAUGAAGUGGCUCUAUUUUUUGUUUCAAAUGAUUUAUGUUUCUAGGUUGAUAGAUAUGUUCAGAUUAUGCAGGCACAAUUGCAAAGUAGUUUCCCUUCUUCUUUUUGUCAGUUUAAUGUCUUUAAACAUCUUUUUUUUCUUGCACUAGUAAUUUUGCCUCCAGGUGGCUAGUUUUUGAUGACUAUAAUUGCCCACCAAUCCAUUUGAUUACAUCAUUUUGCCAAAGUGCAUAUUCGUGGUUAAAGGAGGACAUAGAGAAUGUUGUGGCUGUUCACUGUAAGGCCGGAAUGGCAAGGACAGGGCUCAUGAUAUGUAGUCUUCUUCUCUAUCUGAAGGUAAAGCAUGUAUCAUAACAUUGCAUUAAAACCCUAGUCAGACACACAGGGAACUAAUCAUAUGUUUCUUUUUCUUGUAUAGUUUUUUCCUACUGCUGAAGAGUGCAUGGACUUCUACAAUCAGAAACGAUGUGUGGAUGGAAAAGGGCUUGUGCUACCUAGCCAAAUCGUAAGUCUAGUUUUGCUGCAAUUUAUAGAAUUAAACCGCUCACGAAAACGUUCUUUGCUCUCUUGCUGACUAGUUAGUCUCUUUAAAAUCAAUAUUUUGUAGAGAUAUGUGAUAUAUUUUGAACGAAUAUUAACCUACUUCAACGGUGAAAAUCAACCAGGCCGCAAGUAAGCUGCUUUACCAUAUACCUCAAUGCUGCAUAGUGCAUACAGUUGUGUAUUGACAUCGUAUAAUUCCUUUUAUUUUAGGUGUAUGCUUAGAGGAUUCCGGUUCCAUAGGUGUGUCCCUAUUGGAUCAGGCCAUCCAUAACCAUUUCAGACCACAAUGUUGAGCAGGGCCAGCUUAGGGCAUGGGCCAAGGGGGCGUGGGCCCAGGACCCAAACAUUUUUUAACAAAAACAGUAUGAAAGAGGGGCUCAAUUUUUUAAAAAAUAAUUAGGGAUAGGGGUAGCUCUAUUCUACUGAAGUCAAAGGCUCCCAUUGGCGUGUGUAUGCUGUUGAGACUUAACAACAUCUUUUACCGUCCUUAUUAGAGUUAUUCUAAAGCCAAUCAGACUUUUACUUUCUCUUUUUUUCUCUAAGGUUUUUACAGCCUUUUUAACUGUUGGCUGUCAUAUUUUUACUCUUUAAAUAUUUACUUUUUUUAGCCACGUAGACCAGACUUUUAGAUGGUUGUAGAAUUUUUUUUUUCUUCUUAUUUCUAGAGCAAUUCCAAUCGGAGUUUCUUACCAUGUAAUUCUUAACCUAGCCUCUUUUACCUUUUUUUUUUUUGUCAACUUCCUAGCCUCUUUUACCUAUUAAAAAGAAAGUGAGGGAGGAAAAAAAGAAAAAGCCGUCACACUCAUAUUAUUACAGCCUUCCUUCGUUGAAACUUGAAAAGAUGACGAUGAUCUCUGAUCUUCCACAGGAUUUGGUAGAGAAUGUACUAUCGAGGGUUCCACUGAUGACAUCUAUGAGAAAGCUGCGCUCUACAUGCAAACGGUGGAACACUUUAUCUAGGGAUCCAGACUUUGCAAAACACUUUGUUAAAGGGUUGUCAAGGCUGAUAAUCAUGAGGUCUCAGUUUAGGCUUUGGUUAAUGAGCGUCGAUUUCCAUGGUAGCCUCAACCAUAAGGACGACUUGGACGUUGCUCCAUAUGUUAAAGAAGGUAAGCUUACUAGCUUAAAUAAUUCUGAUCCCGAGAUAUCAAAAGUUUUUCACUGCAACGGGUUACUCUUAUGCUCGACCAAAGACAAGCGUAGGCUCGUGGUCUGGAACCCGUACUUGGGACAAACUAGGCGGAUCAAACCCAGGAUAGCUUUCCACAAACGCGACAUAUAUGCUCUCGGUUACGACGUAAACAAGAACCAAAAAAUAUUGAGGUUUUUGGAUGAUUACGCGACAUUUAGAAACCCUUAUGUUGUAUGUGAGAUCUACGAUUUAAAGUCUAACUCAUGGAGGGAUCUUGAUGUCAAUGCUGACUGGGAGAUGGAUUAUUAUCAUCAUGGAUUGUCUUUGAAGGGAAGUGCUUACUUUUUUGCUAAAGAAAAAAUGGAAUGGGACGGAGAAGGAGAAAUAGACGUAACAGACCAAGAGACGUUUCUGCUUUGUUUUGAUUUUACAAGAGAGAGAUUUGGACCGCGUCUGCCUAUGCCGUUUCACUCUCAUGCUGAGGAAACUGUGGCCCUGUCUAGUGUUAGAGAAGAGCAGCUUGCAGUGUUAUAUCAGGGGGAUUCAUCAUGUCUAGUAGAGAUAUGGGUUACAAAUAGAAUUGAGCCUAAUGCAGUGUCAUGGAGAAAGGUGUUUUUAUCAGUGGAUAUUGAACCAUUCUUUGGUCUUCAUCAGUUUGAUUUUUCCGGUGGGAGUUUCAUCAUUGACGAGGAACAAAAACUCGCCCUGAUUUUCGAUAAAGACAAAGAAUAUAUCCACAGUACAGCUUACCUAAUUGGGGAGAAUGGAUAUUACAAAACAUUGGAUCUCGGAGAGGAUAGAUACCACCGAGAAAAAACUGGAGAAUACACUAGUAUGCCACUCGUGUGCUCUUAUUUUCCGACAUUGGUGAAGAUCCAGCAACGUGCAAGACGAGGCAAAAGGAAAGAACGAGAUUAUUAG